AUGCAUUUCCAUGCUUUUCUGGACCACAACUCCCGGCAUGCCGCCUGUCCGGGCGGCGCGGCCCGGAGCUGGUUUGACGGGCGGAGCGGCGGCAGAGGAUGGAGGCGGUGGUGUUCCUCUUCUCGCUCCUCGACUGUUGUGCGCUCAUCUUCCUCUCUGUCUACUUCAUCAUUACACUGUCUGAUUUAGAAUGUGAUUACAUUAACGCUAGAUCAUGUUGCUCAAAAUUAAACAAGUGGGUGAUACCAGAGUUGGUUGGCCACACCAUUGUCACUGUGCUGAUGCUUGUCUCCUUGCACUGGGUCAUCUUCCUUCUCAACUUACCUGUUGCCACAUGGAAUAUAUAUAGGUUCAUUAUGGUGCCAAGCGGUAACAUGGGAGUAUUUGAUCCAACAGAAAUACACAACCGGGGACAGUUAAAGUCACACAUGAAAGAAGCCAUGAUCAAGCUUGGUUUCUACCUACUCUGUUUCUUCAUGUAUCUCUACAGUAUGAUUCUAGCGUUGAUAAAUGACUGAAGCUGGAGUAGCCGGUUGAAGCCAGCCUACACUACACCCUGCACAAUCGAGGAGCCAGAGACUAAAACCACCCUUAGAACCGUGACCAGAGCAGUAUAUAUUUUGGUCUUUGAACAAAAGAACUAUUUUUGCUGUAUUUUUACCACAUAAAGUAUUUAAAAAAAUAAAUUGAGUUUUUGUAGAUUUCUGAUUUCUCAACCCCAACACAUGAAGGUGUUUUGUCUCCUCUGUGGCUGUUUGGUAGAAGUAGGAAUAUAUGCCAGCUUUGCAUGCCAAAGAGAUAAAGGACAUACCUGAGAGUCCUUAAUCCAGUGUUCUCAACCUGGGGGUCGCACCACCCCUUUAGGGAUCAAAUGACUCACAGGGGUCACCUAAGACCACUGAAAACCUAUUUACAUUGUGAUUCCUAACAGUAGCAAAAUUACAGUUAUGAAGUAACAACAGAAAUGAUUUUAUGGCUGGGGGUUACAACAUGAGGAACUGUGGCACAGCAUUAGAAGGUUAGAACCACCUUAGUAGAUGGCCGACUGUCUGAAAAGCCAGAGCAGAAAGCAACACAGCUAACCUGGACAAAUGAAGAAAGUCACGUUAAUGUCGCCCACGGAUCUGAAGACAUUUCAGCUAAGCCUUUCAAUAGAAAAUGACGUUUUAAAAUAUAUUUAUUUGCAGUAUUUGAAACCUUAUGAGCCAUGUGCCCAAGUACAAUGUAAGUCCUGCUUACAGAAAGGGAAAGUAAAUUUAAAAUCAAGAUUCUAUUAAGGGCUUUCAUUUUAAAGCUUGUACCUCCAUAAUCAUCCCCACCUCUGUCUAAUCACCUCAGCUCUUGCCAGACCUUAUUUUUGCACUGUAACUGUUCCAUUUAUAUUUGAUUUCUUUAAUAAUAUGUUUUAAUGGAUUUGGAGAAGUGAUUUGGUAGAGUCACCCCACGUCAGAAUGAGGAAAUCGGUCAGUCAUUGUUAAACAACGGAACAAGAACAGCCUGCGAGUUGUUCACUUGUGCGGAAUUCACCGCAGCUCCUUUCUCUGGCACCGACCACACUGUGGACUGGGAACCCAGCGGAGCCACUGUGCGCACGUGGCAGUACCUAGCUCCUCCGGGAGAAAGCCCUUGCUCUGGGUCAGAGCAGGCGGUUAGCCUAGUCUGUGCUUAUCAUAUCUCGCAGGGUGGUGUGAAUCUGGCAAUCCACCCUCUUUCCUAGUUGUACUUUGGUAUCAUAAGCACUGACACGUAAGGAAGCGUGACUGCACACUCUGGCAUAAUGAACCCUGGUGGCAGAACAAAGUGUGUGGUUCUCCAAAAGAUCAAAUGUUUAAAUGUUGCCUGUCUUACUGAGGUGGUAGAAGGGCCAGGAUACUGGCUUCCCUGUUAGAAUGGGACCUGUGCUCUGACCGCAGAGGAAGGAAGGAUUGGGAUGGCAUGCAAAGGAAACUUGGUUCCCUGGCCUCGUGAAAGCAGGGAAACUCUCCCUGUAAUAAUCUUGUGUUUCUGCUUAGAAAAGCAGCCACAACAAAGGAGUUGUUAUAUGUUCUCGUACCUUUCCCUCUGGGGCACCUUCUGCUUACAGCUCCGCCCUACCUUCCAGUGUCCUCAGUGUUUGUUAUUCAAGCUUUUCAAACACACCUGCUGGGGGCUUCGUAGGACACACACAAUGGAGGGCUUUUGUCUAAAAUGUUUUGAGUUUAACCCAAACUGAAAGCCAAGUAGCUAAGUACCUUGGGCUGUCGGUUACUUGUCUUGUUGGGCAGAAGCUGGAGGAGUGAAUGAGAAAGCUGCCUUGUCUAUAAAGACCCAACUUAACUCUGAACCACUAGUUACAAACGAAUGCCCUUCAUUCCUCAUAACGCUUGUGUGUAUCAAAGCUGGGAAAGAAUGUUAUUGUGGGGGAGAGGGUUGGAGGGAGGAGGAUGCUUUUAUAAAUGCUGAGAAAGAGAACAGGAGUGCUGGCCCUAAGUGGCUGUGGCUCUGAUACCUGUGGUGCCACUGUGUAGUGAUCAGAGUGAAGACCUUUGAGAUCAUGUGCUCCGGCAUUUUCAUCUCAGAAAGAGAGAAAGCAGAGGCCUAGAGGUUGUGAGCGGUCUCAAAGGUAUGACCAUGGGGGUUCAGCUCAGUGUCCUCUCACACCCUCUUCCCAGCCCUCUUUAAAGCUCUAACACGGAGAGCCUGGCCAGUGCAGCCACACCUGUCCUGUCCCCCUUUCCCAGACUUUUAACCAUAGCAGAUGCUGUGUCUAGAGCUGGAAGUAAAGCCCAAGAUGCAGUCCCACUCCUCACAUCUAGCAGGUCCCCUUUUGUGCCUGCUGCCCAAGAAGACAGUGUAGCAAGAGCCCAGCGGCUUCCUUCUGACCCGGUCUGACUUUAAACCUCUGUGCUGUUUCCUCUGGGAAGUAUUCACCACUUUCCAUGUGGCAUCUCUUGUGUGCAAACUAGAUUGUGCGCUCCUCGAGAGCAGAGUCUACUCUGAUCAUUUGUGUUGUCUACCUUUCCCUUCUGGCGCCUAAAACAGUGCCUUGCACACAGAAACAAUAAAUGGCUGUUGAAUAACAAGUUAA
Molecule: messenger RNA, 3067 nt
Organism: Rattus rattus (black rat)
Lineage: Eukaryota; Metazoa; Chordata; Mammalia; Rodentia; Muridae
Gene: Cnih4
Product: cornichon family AMPA receptor auxiliary protein 4
Exons: 5
Coding region: 99-518 (139 amino acids)
Biological process (GO): endoplasmic reticulum to Golgi vesicle-mediated transport
Cellular component (GO): COPII-coated ER to Golgi transport vesicle; endoplasmic reticulum membrane
Source: RefSeq, a predicted model, not a curated record